This is a messenger RNA of Thalassophryne amazonica, 3367 nucleotides long. RefSeq names its product calcium/calmodulin-dependent 3',5'-cyclic nucleotide phosphodiesterase 1C-like. Gene Ontology annotation, biological process: signal transduction. Gene Ontology annotation, molecular function: 3',5'-cyclic-nucleotide phosphodiesterase activity. The record is from RefSeq and is a predicted model, not a curated record. NCBI's taxonomy places the organism in Eukaryota, Metazoa, Chordata, Actinopteri, Batrachoidiformes, Batrachoididae. The coding region runs from base 517 to 2421 and encodes 634 amino acids. The transcript has 17 exons.
CCUCCUCUUCCACUGGUGGGUUUCUUCUCCCUCCCUCUUCUGUGGAGAGCCAAGCAGAGAGAGUGUUAAUCCCGGAUUGCGCUGCCCUGCUGUCUGCAUCCUGCUGUUGCUGGGAGAGCGUGGCAUGGCUCCAAGACCCCCGUGCUCACCUGGGAGGGAAGUGAACGACUGAGAAAGACAGAAAAGAAGGGGAGAGUAACGAGCAAAGAGAUCCACUUGAGGUGACUUCAUCAGCACUGUUGAGUUUGAGUGACAGCACCCUCACACAGACAAGAGAGAAGAGCAAAGAGAAAACAGAAGCGAGCGCAAACAGAACAAGAAGGAUGACAGCCGGCUUGAUGCAGCUGUUCAGGCAAAUGUGAGGGAAUUCUUUUUUGCCAGUCUUCGUUCUGCUCUCCGUCACAUCACAACCUCUCUCUGCUCACUGCUGUGUCUUCCUCACCACUCAAGAAGAGAGAUUAAACUUUUAUUUAGUUCUCCAGUUGGCACAUCCUGAGAGCUCCGUGGGUCUCUGACAUGGAGUCUCCCACCAAAGAGAUUGAAGAGUUUGAGAGCACGGCCCUGAAGUACCUCCAGCCAGAACAGAUCGAGAAGAUUUGGCUCAGACUCCGAGGACUGCGGAAGUACAAGAAGACAUCCCAGAGGUUAAGAUGUCUGGUGAAACAACUGGAGAGAGGAGAAGCAUCCCUCACUGACCUCAAGAAAAACCUUGAGUAUGCUGCAUCGGUGUUGGAAUCAGUUUACAUUGAGGAGACAAGGCGUUUGGUGGACACAGAAGACGAGCUCAGUGAUAUCCAGUCGGAGUCUGUGCCGUCGGAGGUGCGGGACUGGUUGGCUUCCACCUUCACGCGGCAAAUGGGUCUGAUGCUACGACGCAAUGAAGAAAAGCCACGUUUCCGCAGUAUUGUCCACGCUGUUCAGGCUGGCAUAUUUGUUGAACGGAUGUACAGACGCACUUCUAACAUGGUGGGACUCAGCUAUCCUUCUUCUGUCAUAUCUGUACUUAAGAAUGUUGACAAGUGGUCUUUUGAUGUGUUCGCUUUAAAUGAGGCCAGUGGGGAUCAUGCUCUAAAAUUCAUAUUCUACGAAUUGCUCACAAGAUAUGACCUCAUUAAUCGUUUCAAGAUCCCCAUCUCUGCCGUGGUGUCGUUCAUGGAGGCUUUAGAAGUGGGAUACAGCAAACAUAAAAACCCGUACCACAACCUGAUGCAUGCGGCCGAUGUCACGCAGACUGCACACUACCUGCUACUCAAGACGGGCAUGGUGCAUUGGAUGACGGAGUUGGAGAUCUUUGCCAUGAUCUUUGCAGCUGCUGUCCAUGACUACGAGCACACGGGAACGACAAACAACUUCCACAUUCAGACAAGGUCAGACACAGCUAUCUUGUACAAUGACCGCUCAGUGUUGGAGAGUCACCAUGUCAGCGCAGCCUACCGCCUACUGCAGGAAGAUGAUGAGAUGAACAUCCUCUACAACCUUUCAAAGGAUGACUGGAGAGAGUUGCGGGCAUUGGUGGUGGAGAUGGUGCUGGCCACAGAUAUGUCGUGUCACUUCCAGCAGGUCAAAGCCAUGAAGAACUUCCUGCAGCAGCCUGAAGGCAUUGACAAACCGAAGGCUCUGUCGCUGCUGUUGCACACAGCAGACAUCAGCCACCCAGCCAAACGCUGGGACCUCCACUACCGCUGGACCACCUCCCUGUUAGAAGAGUUCUUCAGACAGGGGGACAAAGAGGUGGAGCUCGGGUUGCCGUUCUCUCCACUGUGCGACCGAAAGUCCACUAUGGUGGCACAAUCCCAGAUUGGCUUCAUCGACUUCAUCGUGGUGCCAACCUUCACUGUGCUGACAGAUAUGAUUGAACGAAUCGUGACACCACUUAUCGACGAGGCCUCUCAUUCGAGUUUUGCCAGUUUUCGGCGCUCAAGCCUCAACAGUAUUACCUCAGAUGAUGACAAGAGGCAAACUGUGAAGAGCACAGGCUCCGAGAGCAGCUCGUCAGGCCCGAACGCCUUGCUGUCGGUGGACAUGAAGAACUUCAAGGCGCUGUGGAGUGAAGAGGUGUAUCAGAACAGAGAAAGAUGGAAAGCACAGGCUAGUAAAGAAGCAGAAGAAAGAGCAAGAAAGGAUGCUGAGGAGCAAGCCCAACAAGAAGAUGCCACGGAUCCCCAGGUGGUCAAACCUGAGACAGAACAUGCAGAAUCAAAAGAAGACACAGCGGAAGGAGAGAAGCCAGAGUCAGGGGCGAUCAACAGACCACCAUCUGGUAACACAGAGGAAACAGAUCAGUCACCACCUGCUGGGAACACGACACACAGGACUCCCCCGCUACACAACGGAGAGUUGUCGGAGGGAAGUAAGUCUCUGAAAAGUGCAGAAAACAAGAAAAAAGGAAUUAAUGCAGAGGUACAGUACAGCAGAGCUUGAGAAGGAACCUGCUUUUUACCCACAUGAGUCACUGCUGGAAGAAGACCAUAACUAGGGCUCUAUCGCCAUCUGCAGGAUAACAACAACAUGACGCCAUCACUGAAGAUCAUCUCUCUCUGAUAGCAGUUUUUUACUUUAAAAUUUGAGUCUCAGGAUCUUGUAUCCACCACGAAUGGCCACGUGCAUUAUUUUUCAAUUCUUGUUACUAAAAGAAUUUUAAAAUGAAGGGUUUGUUUCCACAUUUUUAAAAGGUUUCCUUUCGUUAUCAAAGGCGGCUCUAAAGCAGGGCUUAAUUGAGAUUUAGCCCCCCCAUCACCAACACUAUGUAUUUUAUACAGCUCUAAGAUUUCUCCACCAUAAAACUGAUAUUCGCUGCUCGAAAUCUUUUGUUUUAAGCCUCAGUUUCACACAUUCUGUGGCUCAUUUGACUAGAGCUCACUCAGUUUCCAUGGCACCCAUGAAAUGUUUAUGCAUUGCACCGGGAGCAUCUCACGUAAUGCAAGAUGCUUUCUUUUUUAUUAUUCCAUUUGCUUUGGUAUGCAAGUGUGAUUGAACAUGGAUUUUUCCUUGUGAAGUAACUCCAUCUGGGUACCGAAAGUAAAAAUUAGAAAGCGGUGGAUAGCAGACCAACAUUCAGAAAGCGUAAACAAGAAUAGUCUGACCUAGCAGGGCUACUCCACAGAGGAGCGUUCUUCUACGGUCACCUACAACACAUAAAAUUGCAAAAACGGGAUGAAACGGUUUAUUCUGGCUUACUAAGCCUCCUAACAGGUUGGCUUAUAAAGUGCAGACUUGGCAAAUGGCUGACUUAUAAAGUGCAGACCUGGCAACCCGCCUAAAAAAUGAAAGUAAGGAGCUGCACCCUCAGCCAGACAUGAUCAAAAACCAUAACAAACGCUACUCCAGCUUCAAAUUUUUACCACAAUGGAGCACCAUCGAACAAGUU